This is a messenger RNA of Penicillium waksmanii, 1845 nucleotides long. RefSeq lists its product as uncharacterized. The record is from RefSeq and is a predicted model, not a curated record. Gene Ontology annotation, biological process: fatty acid metabolic process. The transcript has 6 exons. Bases 1 to 1845 code for a protein of 614 amino acids. Gene Ontology annotation, molecular function: oxidoreductase activity, acting on the CH-OH group of donors, NAD or NADP as acceptor; NAD+ binding. NCBI's taxonomy places the organism in Eukaryota, Fungi, Ascomycota, Eurotiomycetes, Eurotiales, Aspergillaceae.
AUGCCCUGGAAACCACCUACGAUCGGCAAUCGCACGGUGGCCAUUCUGGGCGCCGGUGUACUUGGUCGUCGAAUUGCCUGCGUGUGGGCUGCAGGAGGAUACAAUGUCGCGAUUCGGGACCCGAGUGCGGACCAACGGACCUCAGCCCUUAAUUUCAUCGACAACAACAUCGCCAACUUUUACAAGACCUUUGGGAACACUAAUACCAAAAUGGGCCAGUAUGCCGCGUACGAAGACAUGGAUUCGGCCGUCAAAGAUGCCUGGUUUGUCGUCGAGGCCGUUCCUGAAAAACUCGACCUCAAGAUCAGCACCUUUGCUGAACUGGCCGUGAAAGCCCCCAAGGACUGUAUCCUGGGUUCCAACUCCUCCUCGUUCAAGUCGCGGUUUAUGGUGGAAAAACUGAAUGACGAGGACAAGAAGCGCGUCCUGAACGUCCACUAUACCAUGCCCCCCGUCCGAGUCACCGAAUUUAUGACCAGCACAUUUACCGAUCCUGCCAUUUUUCCCUUCCUUGAGGAGAAACAUCGGGAAGUGGGAUUACUUCCUGCUACAGCACGCAAGGAAUCGACUGGUUUCAUUAUUAACCGUCUGUGGGCGGCCAUGAAGCGAGAGACUUUGAUGAUUCUGGCGGAGGGAGUCACUGAUCCGAAGAAAAUUGACGAACUCUUUGUUGAGAUGUUUGGUGCCAAAACUGGCCCCUGCGCUGCGAUGGAUGGAGUGGGUCUUGACACUGUUGCUUUGAUUGAAGAAAACUACAUCAAGGAGCGAGGCCUGCCCAGCUACCCCGUCGAGUGGCUGCGAAAGAAUUAUGUUAGCCAAGGCAAACUUGGAGCCAAGAGUGGAAACGGCGGUCUCUAUCCUGCGGGUUACACCACGAAGAAGGGUGCUGCCAGCCAGCAUGACAAUCUGGCUGCUCCAACCCUAUACCUGCUAGAUGUAGGGAUUGGCGAAAACGUGACCAGCAACUUCUUCUCGUCUGGAAAGAUUUACGCUGCGUCCGCCAAUGGCGAGAACGUGCGGAAGCUGGCCGAUAACCUACCCUUUCCAGAUGGCAUCGAUAUCAGUGUGUCCCAGGGUCGCAUGUUCUGGAGCAACAUGGGCAAUCCGGCUGCAAACGAUGGAACCAUCGAGUCUGCAGGCCUCGAUGGCUCGGACCGUAAGGUUAUUGUCCCAGCGGGUGUUGUGCACACCCCUAAGCAACUGACCAUCGAUCAUGUUUAUGAGAAGGUCUACUUCUCUGAUCGGGAAGGCAUGCGCGUACACCGCGUCAACUUUGAUGGAAGUGGCCAUGAAGUUCUGGUUCAGACUGGGAACUUUAAUAGCCCUGCCCAGAAGAGUGAUCAGACAAACCAUUGCGUCGGAAUCGCCGUCGACCCCAAGCACGGCAAGUUCUACUGGACGCAAAAGGGCGCCAGCAAAGCAGGCCAAGGAAGAAUCUUCCGCGCCAAUAUUAAUACCCCUGCCGGAGCAACCGCUGCCACCCGAUCGGACAUCGAAUUGCUCCUUGAGAACUUGCCCGAACCCAUCGAUCUGGAAAUCGACCCGGUCACUGAACUCCUCUACUGGACGGACCGCGGUGAAUAUCCGGUCGGCAACUCGGUUAACCGAGCCUACGUCGGUAGCGGCAACGAUAGCAAGUUGCCCGCUAAUCCUAAAUUCGAGGUUUUGACCCGGCAUCUGCAUGAGGCUAUUGGUAUCUCCUUGGAUAACGUGAACAAGCACAUCUACUUUGUCGAUAUGGGCGGAUCGGUCUACCGCUCCGAUCUCGACGGCCAUAACAAGACCGCCAUCUACAGUGGCAAGAAUGCUUUCACCGGCCUCGCUUUGACUCAUAAUUCGCUUUAA